AUGGAGAAAACGCUUGCCAAUGAACAAUGGUAUCAUGGAUUACUCCCCCGAGAAGACAUCAAGAUGAUGCUUCGUUCGAAUGGCGAUUUCUUGGUGCGAACUACUGAGCCUGUCGCAGGGAAACCACGUGCCCUUGUUCUCUCAGUCAUGGUCAAGCAGGAGCUUGAAGAUCAAGGAAUCAAACAUUUCGUCAUCACGGUUUUACCAUCCGGCAAAGUCAUGAUCGAGAAGUACGCUUUCGAAUCGGUCACCGCUAUGGUUGAAUACCAUGUCAACAAAAAGGACUCUAUAACUAAGGUUAGUCAAUACGGACAUAUGCAAAGACUUUUUUGA
Molecule: messenger RNA, 333 nt
Organism: Haemonchus placei
Lineage: Eukaryota; Metazoa; Nematoda; Chromadorea; Rhabditida; Trichostrongylidae
Source: the annotation of a GenBank genome assembly